AUGUGGAUGCUAGCUCUCACUCUGAAUUUACUGUGGGCUCCAGUCAGCCUGAUGGGCCCCAACAGCCAGUGGCGAGGAGCAGACAGUCCACGUGGGCACUACCACCGUGUCCAGCAUGGACAGUGCAGCUACACCUUUGUACUUCCGGACCCGGGCCACUGUAGAGCCAGUGGGGAGCAGCGUGACACCAAUGCCCUCCAGCGGGAUGCCCCACCCAGUGAGCCCAAUACCUCCCUCCAGAAACUCCGCCAUCUGGAGACAGCCACAGAGAACAACACUCAGUGGCUUCAGAAGCUUGAAAGUUACAUCCAGGAUAACAUCAAAUCAGAGAUGGCUCAGAUACAGCAGAACGCUGUACAGAACCACACGGUGACCAUGCUGGAGAUUGGCACUAACCUCCUGAGCCAGACAGCUGAACAGACUCGCAAACUCACCCAUGUUGAAGCACAGGUUUUAAACCAGACCUCAAGAAUUGAAGUUCAACUGUUGGAAAAUUUCCUCUCCACCAACAAACUGGAGAAACAGCUGAUGUUGCAAACCAACGAGAUCAGCAGAAUACAUGAGAGGAAUCGUCUUUUGGAAAGGAAGAUCUCCGACAUCGAGGCUAAGCACCGGACUGAGCUGGGAUCCAUCAGGAAGGAGAAGGAGCUGCUCCAGCAGCUGGUGACCCACCAGAUCAACACCAUCAGGGAGCUGGAGAAACGCCUGCACACAGCCAGCAGCAACAACAGCAGCCUGCAGCUCCAGCAGGUUCAGCUAGUCGAGACUGUCCGCCGCCUCAUCAACCUGGUCUCCCAGGGCAAAGCAGUGGUUAAGAAGGAAGAAAAGAUCUUCAGGGAUUGCAUGGAUGCCUUGGAGUCUGGGGCCAACAUGAGUGGGAUCUACACGAUCCACGUUGAGAACAUGACAAACCCUCGCAAGGUUUACUGUGACAUGGAGACCAGUGGUGGGGGCUGGACUGUUAUACAGAGGAGAGUUAACGGCAGCACAGACUUCCAGAGGAAUUGGAGGGAAUAUAAGACGGGUUUUGGAGACGGAGCAGGUGAGUACUGGCUGGGGAAUGAGGCCAUCUACCAGCUGACCAGUCAACGGGUCUAUUCGCUCCGGAUUGAGCUGAGGGACUGGGACGGAAACCAGGUCUAUUCCUUGUAUGAGAAAUUCCACUUGGGGAGCGAGAAGCAGAGUUACAGGCUUUUUCUGAAAGGAUACAGUGGAACAGCUGGACGCCAGAGCAGCCUGUCUGUUCACGGAGCAAGUUUCAGCACAAGGGAUGCGGACAAUGACAACUGUCACUGCAAGUGUGCACUGAUGUUAACCGGAGGAUGGUGGUUUGAUGCCUGUGGACUGUCCAACCUGAACGGGAUGUACUACACAGCUGGCAACAACAUACGGAAACUCAAUGGCAUCAAGUGGCAUUACUUCAGGGGCCCCAGUUACUCGCUGCGGGCGACCAGCAUGAUGAUCAGGCCCUUGGACUUCUGA
Molecule: messenger RNA, 1482 nt
Organism: Carcharodon carcharias (great white shark)
Lineage: Eukaryota; Metazoa; Chordata; Chondrichthyes; Lamniformes; Lamnidae
Product: angiopoietin-1-like
Exons: 9
Coding region: 1-1482 (493 amino acids)
Source: RefSeq, a predicted model, not a curated record